CCGGGCUCUGCCUCGCUCGGCUCAGAGCCGCAGCGGCUGCGCUGGGGAGCGCUCGGCCCGGCUCGGCCCGGCCCGGCUCGGCUCGGAUCUUCCCCGGCCCCGCCGCUGCUGACACCCCGCUUGGCAUCGCCGGCUGCGCUCCCGGGAGCCCCCCGCCCCUGCUGCGGGUGGACAAGUCAUUCAUCUAUCACAGAAGCCUCCGGCCCAGUCCGAUGGAGAAUUGCUUUGAAGAACCAUGAGCCAAGCCGGUGUGUCUCACACACCGUAGAGCUGCCCUGGGUGGGCUCUGCUCCCCCACACCCCAAGACCUCAGAGUUGUUUGAGAUGAUCGAAAAGAUGCAGGGAAGCAGAAUGGAUGAACAGCGAUGCUCCUUCCCACCCCCUCUCAAGACCGAAGAGGAUUAUAUUCCAUAUCCCAGUGUCCAUGAGGUGCUGGGGCGCGAGGGGCCGUUCCCCCUCAUCCUGCUACCGCAGUUCGGGGGCUACUGGAUCGAAGGCACCAACCACGAGCUGACCAGCAUCCCCGAAAGCGUGUCGCUCCCAUCUCCAACCUCCAAGGUGAAACUGGAAUGUAACCACAUGGCCAGGAUCUACAGGAAGCAUUUCCUGGGCAAGGAGCACUUUAACUACUACUGCCUGGACACGGCACUGGGCCACCUCGUCUUCUCCCUCAAGUACGAUGUCAUUGGUGACCAGGAGCACCUGCGGCUGCUACUCAGAACCAAGUGCCGAACCUACCACGACGUCAUCCCCAUCUCCUGCCUGACCGAGUUUCCCAACGUCGUGCAGAUGGCCAAGCUGGCGUGCGAGGACGUGAACGUGGAUCGGUUCUAUCCGGUGUUGUACCCAAAGGCCUCCCGUCUCAUCGUCACCUUCGACGAGCAUGUCCUCAGCAAUCACUUCAAGUUCGGCGUCAUCUACCAGAAGUUGGGCCAGACGUCCGAGGAGGAGCUGUUCGGCACCACCGAGGAGAGCCCGGCGUUCAUGGAGUUCCUCAACUUCCUGGGCCAGAAAGUCCAGCUGCAGGAUUUCAAGGGGUUCCGGGGGGGGCUGGACGUGACCCAUGGCCAGACGGGAACAGAAUCUGUCUACUGCACCUUCCGCAGCAAGGAGAUCAUGUUCCAUGUGUCCACAAAGCUGCCCUACACCGAGGGUGACGCCCAGCAGUUGCAGAGGAAGCGGCACAUCGGGAACGACAUUGUGGCCAUCGUCUUCCAGGACGAGAACACGCCCUUCGUGCCGGACAUGAUCGCCUCCAAUUUCCUGCAUGCCUACAUCGUGGUGCAGGCGGAGAAGCCCUGCUCCGAGAGCACGCUCUACAAGGUCUCUGUCACAGCCCGGGACGACGUGCCUUUCUUUGGCCCCCCACUGCCUGACCCAGCCGUCUUCAGAAAGGGCCUUGACUUCCAGGAGUUCCUGCUGACCAAGCUGAUCAACGCCGAGUAUGCCUGCUACAAAGCCGAGAAGUUUGCCAAGCUGGAGGAACGCACGCGGGCAGCUCUGCUGGAGACGCUGUACGAGGAGCUGCAUGUUAAUAGCCAAUCCAUGAUGGGCCUGGGCGGGGACGAGGACAAGCUGGAGAACGGCAGUGGGGGUAGCGGGGGCUUCUUCGAGUCCUUCAAGCGCGUGAUCCGCAGCCGCAGCCAGUCCAUGGAUGCCAUGGGCCUCAGCAGCAAGAAACAGAACACGGUGUCCACCAGCCACAGCGGCAGCUUCGGCCACAACAACCCGGACAUGGCCAAAACCGCGGUCACAUCAUUGCUUGUCCCUGGAAAAGCGCCAAGUAGGUGCGGACGUCGAGGCAGCGCCAUAGGGAUAGGAACCAUAGAAGAGUCGCUGAUUGUUCCUGGGAAGAGCCCAACCCGGAAGAAAUCAGGGCCCUUCAGCCCCAGGCGGAGCAGCGCCAUCGGCAUCGAGAACAUUCAGGAGGUGCAGGAGAAAAGGGAGAGCACAGCAGGCCCCCAGAAGACACCUGACAGCGGCCACAUGUCCCAGGAGCCCAAGUCGGAGAACUCGUCCAACCAGAGCUCUCCAGAGAUGCCCACCACGAAGAACAGGGGGGAGCCGGCGUUGCAGAGGCCCGAGGUGCUGCGGGAUUUCUCCCGCUCGUCAUCCAGCGCCAGCAGCUUUGGCAGCGUGGUGGAGGAGAAUGAGGGUGCCGAUGAUUACAUGGGCAUGGAGAGCCAGGCCUCGGGGACGCCCCACAAGCGAGACUCCUUCAUCUACAGCACCUGGCUGGAUGACAGCCUCAGCACUGCCAGCAGGGGGAGCUCUCCAGGCCCCUCCCAAUCUCCCCAGCCGGAGCCCAGGAAACCUGGAGACCCUGCAUGUCCAGAAAUCAAAAUCCAGCUGGAGAAGUCUGAGCAGCACACGCCCCACCUGCCUGGAGAAGAUGGGAAUUCUCACGGCCUGUGCCCAGCGCCCUCGCCCCACUCUCCUUCCCCUGCAGCACCCACACAAGAAGCACAAGCUGAAGGGCUUGCGGAGGGCCCCGAGCUUUGUCACAGCCGAAGACGACUGGCCCAUCGCCAAAGCCAGCAGCCGAAGCCUGUGGCCUAGAUGGCCGGGCCAGCUCCCUCCUUCCCUUCCCACGUUGCGGCCAGGCGCUGGCUGCUUGACAGCUGGAGCUGGCACACUGGGAAGGCUCCACCGCAUGGCUGAGGGGGCAUCAGGCCAUCCGCCCACGCCCAAAGCCUCUCCCGCAAGCGACCAAGACCUUGGAAGAGAUUCCCAGUGGCCUGCCUGUCGUGUGCCCAGCCCCCAACCAGCUCGACCUGCUCUGCACUUUGCUGACGGGACAUGCGGUGCCAGACACUUCACCCAUGCCCAGCCCUCGGACCCUGGGACAUGCCUUGCAGCCCAGAACACCUGGCAGGCCUUGAAGGAACCUCUCCAGAGAGGAAGCCAUUUGUACCCAGGCACCCAGCUGCCAGGAAUGACACUAUGGUGUGUUAGAGCCCAGCAACUCCCCAGUGACAGGCCAAUAACCUCUGGCAGCUAGAUCCUCCAGCCCCCACCUCUCCUGGCCAGCUGCGUCCUCGUUCCCCACCUGUGGGGCCACCUUGGCCAGUCUCACCCCGAAAGCCUCCCUCAGGGUCAUCCCUGGGAGUCUGACCCAGCCCCAGAGGAGGAAGGGUGGCACGUAGAUGAUACCUAGGGUGAAGGGUGCCCGGGAACCAGCCUAGCAUCACUGGCAGAGCCCAGGCUAGGGAGGAGUCCUGGGGGAAGGAGGGAUUGGGAGAUAUGGCAAACUAGAAGUGGGACCCUGGGCCAAGGGAGAAGGCCUGUCUCUGGCCCUGGCCUGGAAAGCCAUGCCUCCAAAUGUGCAUUGCCAGCCCCCCUGCAGCUCUCUGACAGGCUGACCUGUCUGCAGGGAUGUGGCCAGCACCUGGCUCUUGCCAGUGGCAGGGGUAUAUACCCCCUCCACCCACAUCUGUACACAGCCCCCUAGCAUGGCCUCAAAUAGCAGCCGUGGUGCUGGGCUGAUGCCCAGGUGCGGAGGAAAGAGCCAGGCCUGGAAUAGCUCUGCCUUGCCAGACGGAGGGCUGCUUCCCCCUCCCCUUCAUCUCCGCAUGCCGGACUGAUUUGCAGUGAGGGUGUGGCUGGCCUGUGGUCUGUGCCCCAGUGCUGUGGGACACUAGCCAAGACUCUUCAGCAUCCACUGCUGGUAGCAUCCCCGCCCCCGCAGGCCCCCCAGUAACAUAGGGCUGUGCCUGCAGCCUUUCCAGCAGUGUCCCUCUGCAGAGUGCCCUCGCCAUGGCACCCUGUGUCCCAGCUGCUCCAUGAGCCCGGCAGCGUCCUGGGCCCCAGCACGAGGGCUCCCUGUGCACACAGGCGUCCGCCAGCCGCUCUGCCCGCUGCUCCUCUCCCGCCCUCAGCGACGCCCAUACACUCCACAAACACCAUGGUAGCUCUGCCCCAUGGCCAGCAGGGGGCGCCCCAGCCCCCACUCUGUUCUUUGCGCCCUGGAAGCAGGGUCCUGCGGAGAGCAAAUGGAGAGCAUGAGCUACUGGUGCCAGCCAGGUGGGCACGUGGAUGGCUGUGGGGGGCAAAGUGGGGGCAGUGUCUUCAGACUGGGGUCUGUGAGAGCUCGGCUGCAUUAGGCUUCACGACUGCCCAGCUCUGGGGCACCCAGGCCCGAUCAGGGUGGAAUCAGAGCGUGUGUGAACCCAGGACUGGGCAAACGCCUGAUGACUUUAGAGUAAGUUUAUCCCAAAGAGCCAUGACACACUGACAGACAAUCUCUAGCAGACCCAUUGCAGCCACCUGGGUUAACCCCGGCUCCUGCUGCAGGUGACCGGCCAGUGAGCUGCCAUGCUGCAUGCUGCACCAAGAGCCCAGAGGCACAAGGGAGGUUCGACAGGCCUGGGCGGGAAAAGCCAAUUUGUUUUUUCAGGGAUUUUUUUAAAAAAUACUUUUUUCCCAAAAAGCUUCCUGAGCUAUUUUUUGGUUUUUGUUUUUGAUGAAAAAAAUUACUCC
Molecule: messenger RNA, 4479 nt
Organism: Chelonia mydas (Green sea turtle)
Lineage: Eukaryota; Metazoa; Chordata; Testudines; Cheloniidae
Gene: RAP1GAP
Product: RAP1 GTPase activating protein
Exons: 26
Coding region: 325-2559 (744 amino acids)
Biological process (GO): activation of GTPase activity; regulation of small GTPase mediated signal transduction
Cellular component (GO): cytoplasm; membrane
Molecular function (GO): GTPase activator activity
Source: RefSeq, a predicted model, not a curated record